Sycon ciliatum is the source of this 921-nucleotide messenger RNA. RefSeq lists its product as uncharacterized. Gene Ontology annotation, molecular function: DNA binding. Lineage: Eukaryota; Metazoa; Porifera; Calcarea; Leucosolenida; Sycettidae. The record is from RefSeq and is a predicted model, not a curated record. The transcript has a single exon. Gene Ontology annotation, biological process: DNA recombination; DNA integration. Bases 1 to 921 code for a protein of 306 amino acids.
AUGUGUGAGCAUGCCAGCUCAACAGUGACCAAGUAUUCUCAGACGUUUGACCGAUUGGUGCUGUGGUGUAGGAGAGUGCAAGUGAACUAUCUUCCAGCAUCGGCUGAUCAUGUGGCGUUGUAUUUAGUUGAACUGCUAUCUGCGGCGUCAUCUUCAGCACCGAUUAGUAGUGCUGUGUCAGCUAUUGCGUGGGCCCAUCGCAAAGUGUGCUUACCCUCCCCAACGGCCACGCCCCUAGUGGGGCAAACUAUCCUGGGUUGUCAGCGGCUGCUCGCUCGGCCAGCACACAAGAAGACGCCUAUCACCAUGGCUCAACUGCGACAGCUAGUAUGUACGUUUGACCGCCCGAGGCUGUCCCUCAUGCACUUACAGAUGCUGGCACUGAUUACCCUCGGUUUCCGAGGCUUCAUGUGCUGGGAUGACAUGUCGCGUCUGAAGGUUACGAACAUUGAAGUUAACAGUCAGCAUAUGACAGUGUUCUUGGACAGCAGGAAGAAUGACCAGUUCCGUGAGGGCCAUCUGGUGCCGAUCAGCAGAUGCCCCGACCGUUCAGUCUGUGCCGUGUUCUGGAUGGAGACAUUUCUGGACCGGGCACAGCAUCAGCCCGGCCAGCCGUUGUUCGGAAAGAUCCAGAUGGACAAAGGAGUGCAGGUAGUCCAUGGGUCCAUGACAUACUCCCGAGCAAGGGAGAUGUUUCUAGAUAUGCUGCGUGAGGCAGGAGUGAGUGAUGUUCAGAGUGGAGUUCAAGAGUAUGGACUGCACAGUCUGCGUGCCGGCGGCGUUUCCUCUGCGUUACGGGCACCUGGCAUACCCGUGCGCUUAGUGCAACGGCAUGGUGGUUGGAAGCACCUGGAAUCCAUGCAAGGCUAUGUAGCUGAGUCGGCUGAUGCAACGUUACAGGUAACACGGGGUAUGCGGUAA